Molecule: messenger RNA, 2264 nt
Organism: Armigeres subalbatus
Lineage: Eukaryota; Metazoa; Arthropoda; Insecta; Diptera; Culicidae
Exons: 4
Coding region: 312-2093 (593 amino acids)
Biological process (GO): ubiquitin-dependent protein catabolic process via the multivesicular body sorting pathway
Cellular component (GO): ESCRT I complex
Molecular function (GO): ubiquitin binding
Source: RefSeq, a predicted model, not a curated record
CCUCGUUAUCUGUUGACAAUUCGCAAAAAUGUCACAAAACAGUGGAAAAACUGGAAAAAAUAUUUUGCAAGCAUAAUCCUAAUCGUCUUGUAAUUCCUCUCGGCCAAAAAUUUUGUAAAUUUAUUUAUUUUAAUUUAUAAUAAUAGUGAAAUACCAGAUUGCAGAUUUGGCGAUGGGUAAAGGCACUCAGAAAGGAGGACAUUAAUCCAAUUUGGUCACGACUGGGAGAUAACAUUAGAAAGGAAGAAAACCCUUGAUGAAAUCAUCGACUUUUGUGUGGAUUUGCUGCUUAUGCAGGUAGUUACUAGAGAAUGUCGCAAAGUCCACCCAACUACAUGGAUGGAGUUCCGGUGAAGAUUUCGGAGCGCUUCAAACCACCUCCCAAGAUCACUCUACCGCAGAGUGUCAUUAAUCGAUUGACUCAGGUCGACAGCGGUAGAAUACUUCAAUCGAUGACCGUGAAUUAUGAUUUUGAGUUGGAAUCAACAGUACUUAAACGACUUAGUGAGUGGCGAGUGGCCAAGGAAAAAGAUCGUUAUGAGCGGGAAGAACGAGUUCGAGUAAAAGAGCUCGAACGGACACGACUGGCUGAAGAGGAGCAGAAGCGUAAGUUGAACCAAAUUUCCUAUCCCAAUACGGAUGAUCUAUCCAGUGCUAGUGAUGGCGAAGGCGAAGGUUCAGAGGAAGAUAAUGAUGAAUCAUCACCCUCUGGAUCAUCCGAGGAAAGACUUCACCAAAAUCGUACGACAUUGGUAGCUAGUUCUAUGGCCGGUCAUUUGAAUAAAUUUGAUACAAUUCUUAUGCCAACCGUGCUCCCAGAUGUUGCCACAUCUGCCAUGGUUUCUACUGAAAAAGUGAUAGAUUCUAGCACACCACUUAACUUCUGCAUUCCAAAGACCACUAAUCUGUUGAACAAUAACAACAGUAUCUAUAACAAAAUUAACUAUUCAGAUUUUGAAAAUGACACUUCAAGUCCCUUUGAUAAUAUGGAACUGAAAACAAUAAAUGAUUUGGACAUUCUAGCUCAAGUUUAUAAUUUAGAUAUUUCUAAUUCUGGUUCAGAGCGAAGGCCGGGUGAUAGCAAUGAAAGUGAUGUAAAAACGAAAGAGAAUUAUGAAACAUCUAAUUUCAAGAAUACGGAGGUAGACACCUCGGUUGAACAAAAAGAAACUGCUGCACCACAACAAUCGUUGGGUUAUCAAGUGCAGUCCCAGUAUCCAUUAGCGGCAUAUCCUCAAAAUUCUGAACAGGUGGAUCAAGCGAAUGAAUAUUACAAAUCCUUCAACAGUUACCAUUUUAAUUAUGGCCAAUAUGUCCCUACUACGACCGCCGCAAAUGCUAGCUUUAUGCCUGUAGAUAGUCGAUUCUUUGGUCAAUGCACUUCAUCCGCUGGCACUUCCUACCAACAACCGGUGCAAUCCUCGUAUCAUCAAUCCUACAGCCAAGGUCAGGCUGGGACGUAUAACUACUUUCCCUACACGGGAUCCUCGAAUGGUCCAGCAACGCUAUCCACGUAUGCGAAUGCCUAUUUCUACAACAGCGCCUACGGGCACCAGUCCCAGGCAACGCCUAAUUAUAACUACCCGGGGCAUACUAAUACAACAGCGUCGACAGAAACACCCUCAGCUGUUUACAUUCAAGGAGUUUCCGGUGGAGAAACUUCCACCUCCGAAGCAUCGUCUCUGAGAUCUAAAUCGAAAAGUGUGCCGGACAUUGUGCGUCAAUUGGACGCCGAGGUCAAGGACUCUGCUCUACGGAGGACUCGGAACAACAGUCAAUCAGUAGCGGAAGAUAAACAGCCCGACGAGAACAAAUGCGUUGAGAAGCCCGAGUCGGUGAAGAAUUUUACUCUUUAUAAUCAGUUAUCGUUAACCGAUCAGAAUCUAGUAAAGCGCAUCGGAUCUAUGGGUUUCCCAUUGGAGCGCGUGGCAGCGGUAUUGCUUCGAAUAGGCAAUGACGAUAAGAAGAUUGUAGAGCAUCUGAUACCGCUGAGUGAGUUGCUGGAUUUGGGAUUCGAGGAGAAAAAAAUAUCUGAGGCGUUAGUCAAAUUCGACAACAAUAAACACAAGGCCCUCGAUUAUCUAAUAUUGUAGUAUCGUAUAACUGCAGUAAAUAGUUUUGUUUUUGUUUGGUCUUUAAUGAGCUGCCGCCCUACGUCUGGUGGCAAUGUGAUUGUGAUUGAUAUGCGACUACUAAACAUAAGUCCUAGGCAUUGGCUCCAAAAUUGAUGUGUAACAAUUUGUAAUAAAACAAACCGACUAUAA